Messenger RNA from Mesitornis unicolor (brown roatelo), 453 nucleotides. Its product is annotated as E3 ubiquitin-protein ligase Arkadia-like. NCBI's taxonomy places the organism in Eukaryota, Metazoa, Chordata, Aves, Mesitornithiformes, Mesitornithidae. The record is from RefSeq and is a predicted model, not a curated record. Gene Ontology annotation, biological process: positive regulation of BMP signaling pathway; motor neuron axon guidance. The annotation marks the transcript as partial. Gene Ontology annotation, molecular function: ubiquitin protein ligase activity. The transcript is spliced from 5 exons.
AGAGCUCAGAUUUGUGCUUGUGUUACGCUGGCAGUGGGAAAUGUACCAGACAUGGCGGGCUACCCUCACAUCCGUUACAUUUCAUCAGGAUUGGAUGGAACACCAUUCAGAGGCCCUUUCAGGGGCAAUUUUGAGGAGCUGAUUCACUUGGAGGAAAGAUUAGGCAACGUUAAUCGUGGAGCAACCCAGGGAACUAUAGAAAGAUGCACAUAUCCACACAAAUACAAAAAGAGGAAACUGCACUGCAAACACGAUGGGGAGGAAGGAACAGAAGAAGACACAGAGGAAAAGUGUACCAUCUGUUUGUCUAUAUUGGAGGAAGGUGAAGAUGUCAGGCGCCUUCCAUGUAUGCACCUUUUCCACCAAGUAUGUGUAGAUCAGUGGCUGAUUACUAACAAGAAGUGCCCCAUUUGCAGAGUGGACAUUGAAGCUCAACUGCCUAGUGAAAGUUGA